AUGCUAAAGCCCGCCUACAGCCCGUUCAUACAGGCCGGCGACGUAAUAUACCUACCUACCUUACCUCCCUAUGCAGCUAGCUACAUGCCUGAAGCUGAGACCAUCACCGAUCACCGCCCAACCGCCACGAUGAGGCUCUUCGACUUCGGAAAACGUAACGAGCAGCUUGCGGAAGAGAUUGCCGUUGGGACUGGGACUGCCCAUUCACGGCAACCUCCGACGGGUAUAGAGCUUGCGGGCGAGAAGCAGCUUCCGGGGACCGAGGUAGGCGGCGGAGAGAAAGGCCUUGUUCAGAGCGACGAUGAGAGCAACAACCUGUCGAGGGUACCGAGUCCAGAGGUGGAAGCCGGUGUGAAGAAGAUCGAGGCAGUGACCCUCACAUGGACCAAGAAAGAGCUCAUCGCCGCCUACGCCUGCGUCUUCUUGGUCUUCUUUGUUGUCUCCAUGCAGCAACAGACGCAAUUCAACUUGAGUUACUAUGUUACCUCAUCCUUUGCCGCCCUCCCCCUGACUGCAACUACCGGGAUCGUCUCCAGCAUUGUCGGUGGUGUUCUCAGACUGCCCACGGCAAAGUUCAUCAACAUCGUUGGCCGCGCCGAGGGGUUCUUGCUCAUGACGGCCAUUACGACUAUUGGUCUCAUAAUGAUGGCAGCGUGCACGAACGUGGAGACAUACGCCGCAGCCCAGGUCUUCUACUGGGUCGGCUUCAACGGCAUGGCAUUUGUCCUCGAUGUGUUCUUGGCCGACACCUCGAGUUUGAAGAAUCGAGCCCUGGUCUUUGCAUUCUCCACAUCGCCGUACAUCGUCACCACCUUCAUCGGACCAAGAGCUGCGCAGUCAUUCUUGGAGACCAGCGGUUGGCGAUGGGGCUAUGGCGUUUACACGAUCAUCACCCCGGUCAUCACGAUUCCCAUCCUAUCCCUUCUGUGGAAGAACCAGCGCAAGGCUGCCAGACUGGGCCUCUACAAGAAGGAGCGCAGUGGAAGGAGCUUGGCCCAAGCCGUUCCUUACUACUUCUGGGAGUUCGAUGUCAUCGGGCUCCUCCUGAUCAUCGCUGGCUUCGUUCUAAUCCUCCUCCCAAUCUCCAUAUCCAAAUACCAAGCCAAAGGCUACCAAGACGGCAUGAUCAUCGCCAUGCUCGUCGUCGGCGGCGUGUCCCUCGUCGCUUUCGCCGUGUAUGAAAAAGUCCUCUGCCCCAAACCCUUCAUCCCCUUUCACCUGCUCGUCGACCGCUCCGUACUCGGCGCCUGUCUGCUCGCCGCCUUUCUCUUCAUCUCCUUCUACCUCUGGGACAACGCCUUCUACAACUACCUGCAGGUGGUCCACGGGCUCUCGGUCACCAACACCGGCUACGUCACCAACAUCUACAGCAUCGGCUCCUGCUUCUGGGGCAUCGUUCUCGCAGGCAUGAUCCGCUACUUCGGGCGCUUCAAAUGGCUCGCCAUAGCCCACCUCUGCCUGGAAAUCCUCGGCGUCGGUCUCAUGAUCCUGCUCCGCCGACCCCGGUACAACAUCGGCUUCGUGGUCAUGACGCAGAUCUUCAUCGCCUUUGGUGGCGGGGGUCUCGUCAUAUGCGAAGAUAUGGCCGUCAUGGCCGCUUCGCCUCACGAGGGCGUCGCCUCGGUGCUCGCGCUCAUCGCCCUCUUCUACUCCGUCGGUGGGGGCAUCGGCUCCGCGAUUGCCACGUCCAUCUACACGAACAAGUUUCCGGCCGCGCUCGACCGCGCGCUGCCGGGCAACGCAACCUUGAAUGCAGAGCUGUAUGGCAGCCUGGUUGUGCAGCUGAGCUACCCGAUGGGCAGUCCCGAGCGUGAGGCCGUCAUCUACGCCUAUGGCGAGAGUAUGUGGUACCAGACCAUCGCGGCGACGGCGAUGCUGGUGCCGUGUUUUGUGUUUAUUGCGGUGUGGAAGGAUUUCAGAGUCCACGAGCUGAGGCAGGUGAAGGGACGUGUUGCGUAG
Molecule: messenger RNA, 1959 nt
Organism: Drepanopeziza brunnea f. sp. 'multigermtubi' MB_m1
Lineage: Eukaryota; Fungi; Ascomycota; Leotiomycetes; Helotiales; Drepanopezizaceae
Biological process (GO): transmembrane transport
Cellular component (GO): plasma membrane
Molecular function (GO): transmembrane transporter activity
Source: RefSeq, a predicted model, not a curated record